This is a messenger RNA of Nyctereutes procyonoides (raccoon dog), 870 nucleotides long. RefSeq names its product basic salivary proline-rich protein 2-like. Bases 1 to 870 code for a protein of 289 amino acids. The record is from RefSeq and is a predicted model, not a curated record. Lineage: Eukaryota; Metazoa; Chordata; Mammalia; Carnivora; Canidae. The transcript has 2 exons.
AUGAGCUCCCCCCCCCGGGGAGUCCCCUUCGCAGCCCCUCGAGGGGCCCUUGAUGGCGCGCGGCCUCGGGGCGCCUCUCCGUGGCGGUGCGCACGGCCCGGGAGGGAGCAGCGCCCCGGGAGCCCCCCGGGGCCCAAGCGCCUCCGUCUGGCGUCGGCGGCUCGGCGCGCGGGGUCCCGGCGGGAGGAGAGGUCGCGCGGAGCCGCCGGGGAGCGGCCGUCGGGGCCCCGGGGUCCGCAGGUGCGCGCGGGGCAGCGGGAGGACAGAGCGCGACAGAGCGCGACAGAGCGCGACAGAGCGCGACAGAGCGUGCCCGGGCCGCACGGGAAGCGCGCGGAGGCGGCGGAGGGGGGCCGGAGGCGGCGGGGCGGCGGGCGAGCGGCGGCCUCGCGCCCAGCGCCGCCCGGGACGCGCCCCCGCGGCCGCCACCGCCCCCUCCCCGCCCGGACGGACGGGCGCACGGACGCCGCCUCGGGCGCCACUUACCCGGCCCGCCCGGCCGACUCUCCCCAUGGGCCGCGGCGCCGCGGAGACGGAAGCCCGCGACCGCAGCACCCGGGCCGGCGCCAACCCUUACGCCGAGGCCGCAGCGCGCGCGGCGGCGCGGGGUCAGGGGGCGUGCGGCCGAGAGAGGGGCGCGCCUGCGCCUGCGCCGAGGGCCGCCUGGGUGCCGCGCCCCCUGCUGGCGGGAGGACCGCGCCGCCGCCCCCCCCCCCGCCGCCGGCGUCCUCCCCUCCCGCCGACAGGGGUCGCCGUGGCGCGGCUCCUGAGCUCUCAGACUCGUGGGAGAGGCUGGCAGCGCCCCCACGCCGCAAGGAGGACAAACGGCCUGGGAGCCCGCGGAGUCCCCUUGGUGCAGAGCCCAAGUAG